Molecule: messenger RNA, 2181 nt
Organism: Nothobranchius furzeri (turquoise killifish)
Lineage: Eukaryota; Metazoa; Chordata; Actinopteri; Cyprinodontiformes; Nothobranchiidae
Product: zinc finger protein 271
Biological process (GO): regulation of transcription by RNA polymerase II
Molecular function (GO): RNA polymerase II cis-regulatory region sequence-specific DNA binding; DNA-binding transcription factor activity
Source: RefSeq, a predicted model, not a curated record
UACAACAGAAAAAAGACCAGAAGAAGAAAAGCAAAGGAAGUGGUGAACGCUUCAUUCACCGACCGUGGCUGUUGUCUCCAACAGAUCCAAGCGAUUUUCAACGUUUCACAUCAAAUGUUGCCUCGUUAACAACUUGACUUUGGCUCAGUUGCUCUGUACGAAAUAAUCAGACGAACGAACAAAGAUGUGGAGACUUUUGGAAGCAACAACCGAACACAAACCAACGUUGGGUUUGGAUGGAAAUGAGCAACUAAACAAGUCCGUGGAUGCUGUUUUCAGUCCCACAGUUCGACUGCACAGAUUAGUGUUCCCUUCAGAUGUUCAUCAGACGGUGCUGAUUAAAGAGGUUGCUGUUGAAGAAAAGAGACCUGAUGUAGACCAGCAGGACGCAGGGCUCCUCAACAUUAAGAAGGAAGAGGAAGGGCUUUGGAUCAGUCAAGAAAAAGAGCAGCUCUAUGUGCAGAAUAAGCUAGAUGCUGCCAGGUUCUCAUUUACCACUUUGAAGAGUGAUGGUGAUCACCAACAUCGAGACACAAGUAUUUCAGCUGACCAGGUGAAAGUACAAAGUGAUGAAGACCUAAAUACUUGUGGUCGUGAUUCUAGCUCCUCAGAGAGUAAAGUCCGUGGGAACGAUGUUGACCCUCAGCUGAAAAACCUAUCAGACUCAUGUCAGUUCAGAAGAAGCUCUUCAUGUGAUUUGAUUGGUGAUGAAUGUAUUGUAGAGAAACACAAUGUGGACUCACACAGGAAAGUCCAAACAGGACUGAAACCGUUUUGCUGUGGUGACUGUGGACAGAGAUUUGUCAGGAAGGGAAAGCUGAGCAUACACAUGAGAAUCCACAAGGGACAGAACCUGUUGUUUUGUGAAGUCUGUGGAGACAUAUUUAGCUUAGAGAAGAACUUAAAAAGGCACAUGGCGACCCACACAAGACGGAAACGUUUUCCCUGUGAUGUCUGUGAAGAAUCCUUUAAUCAUGAGGCAGGUUUAACCAAACACAUGACUAGCCACACGGGCCUGAAUCCGUUUCUCUGCACGAUUUGUGGAAACCGAUUUAAACAUAAGGCAAGUGUAAGCAGACACAUGAAAGUCCACACAGGAGAGAAAGACUUUGGUUGUGGCGUGUGUGGGAAAAGUUUUACUCGAAAAACGGGGUUAGACAUGCACGCACGAACCCACACGGGCCAAAAGCCGUUUAGCUGUGAUGUUUGUGGUAAAGCAUUUGGCGACAGCACAAUUUUAAAGGUGCACAGAAGAAUCCACUCGGGGCUAAAACCGUAUGUGUGUAAUGUUUGUGGAAAGAAAUUUAGACAAAGUCCACAUUUAAUCACACACGUGAGGCUCCACACAGGACUACGACCAUAUGCCUGUGGAGUUUGUGGACAUGGGUUUAAUGAAAACGCAGCUUUGAAGACGCACAUGAGGCUCCACACAGGACAGAAACCAUUUCAUUGUGAAAUCUGUGGACAAACGUUUAAACACAAGUUAAGUCUCACCGGACACCUGAGAAUCCACACAGGACAGAAACCUUAUUCCUGUGAUGUCUGUGGAAAAGACUUUAAUAACAGAUCCAGUUUAAGGAGCCACACGACAGUCCACACAGGAAACAGACCGUAUGUUUGUGACGUUUGUGGAAAACGUUUUACGGGCAAGUUAACUUUAACCAUGCACAUGAGAAGUCACACAGGACAGAAGCCUUUUUCCUGCAGCGUCUGUGAACAAAGGUUUUCACACAAGCAAUCUCUUAAGGUACAUCUGAGAUCCCACUCAGACCGGAAGCCGUUUUUUUGUGGUGUUUGUCUAAAAGUGUUUAAGCAUGAGGAAAAUGUGCAUCGACACAUGAGAAGUCACACAGGACAGAAACCAUUUGCCUGCAGCCUCUGUGAACGAAGGUUUUUGUACAAGCAGAGUCUUAAGGCACAUGUGAGAUCGCACUCGGACCAGAAGCCGUUUUCUUGUGGUGUUUGUCUAAAGGCGUUUAAGCAUGAUGGAAAUUUGCGUCAACACAUGAGAAGUCACUCAGAACAGAAGGCGUUUGUUUUGUUUGUGGACAAAAGUUUAGAUUGAAGUCGGAGUUAAAUGCCCACCUGGGAAACCACCCAGGACAGAAGUCAUUUGUUUGUGGGGUUUGUUUUUUUUGUGGGAUCUAAUAAAAUUCUAAACCAGCACAUGAAAACCCACAA